CUUCUGUCUGUUUGGCUAAAUAACCUUUUGGUAUUUUAGCUGAUGUUAGUUCGUGAUGAAAACCCUAGGUUUAUCUCUUAACUAUAACCAUCAACGCCUUAGUAAAUUGACAUUUUCAAGGUCAUCUUAGCGUCGCUCAAAAUCGUUCGUAAAUUUUAAACUCACCGGUUGCUGUUGGUUUUGUUAGACUUAAGUACCAAGUGUUUAAAGAAUGGUCAAGCACUUACUCAUUAGAGAUAAAGUAAACAAAACUCAAGUUCCUCAAUACUUUUUAAAGAAAUUAUAAUCUGUCAAAUUUUGAAUCGUCGAAAUGUCUGUACGGAGAAUUGCUUUUGUCGCCCUGAUAUAUAUGAGUUUUUCUAUUUCUAUCAUUUUUUCAAACAAAUUAGUUCUGACUACUUUCAAAUUUCCUUCAUAUCUGUUGCUGGCAUUAAUUCAGACUCUGUUUACUUUCAUACUAAUACAAACUCUAUGUUCAUAUCGCAUCCGAUCAGAUGAUUUCACAGAAGUUCCUAUUAAGAUUUUACCGCUGUCCAUUUUUUCUGCAGUUGACAUUGUUAUGGGCAUUGCCGGUACAGGAAGCCUCAGUUUACCUUUGUUUACAGCUUUGCGAAGGAUUUCUAAUGUUCUCAUUAUGGUUGGUGAAUAUCUUUUAUUAGGGACUAAAAGAAGUAUUCCUAUUUACUUGUCAGUCAUUGUUAUGGUUAUCGGAGCAGUAAUCGCCGCCAUUGGUGAUAUUACUUUUGACCCUAUUGGAUAUACAUAUAUUUUAAUUAACAAUAUUUCAACAACUGGGAAAGCACUUUUAACAAAAUCCAGACUUAGAGAUUAUGAUUUUUCAAGCGUUGAGUUGUUAUACUUUAAUUCAUUAUUAAUGCUGCCGAUUCUCUUCAUUUUGGUAUAUGUACAAUGUGACUUUACAGAGAUCAUCCAAUUUGAACAUUGGCUAAAUCCUCUAUUUUUAUUGUAUUUUAUUUUCUCCUGUUGUUCUGCUGUGGCAUUAAACUAUACUCUUAUUCAAUGUACUCAAUAUACUUCUGCAUUAACAACUAGCAUUUUAGGUGUCAUUAAAAACAUAUUGGUAACCUAUGGUGGGAUGUUUGUUGGUGGUGACUAUGUGUAUACGACCCUAAAUUUCACUGGUCUUACUGUAAGUACUAUUGGAGCAGUCUUAUAUGUUGUUUACAACUACAAAUCCACACAAUCAAAAAGUUUACCAACCAAAUCAAAAACUUUAAUUGGUUAGUGGAAAGUCGCUAUGUAUAUAUUUAUGCCAUUAGAGUGGAAGAUUGUUUUAUUGUUAAACUCUGUUCUAUUUUCAAAAAAAAAUGAAUGUAGUGAUAAUGACAAUAUGUCAUUUAGGAAAUUUAUUCCGUUUUAAUUUAAUUUACAAUAACUGGAUGCUUUAAAAAUUAUCUCCUCUUAUUACCAUGUGUUUUCUUUGGUGGGGGGGGGUACGAUAACAUCGAAUGUUUCAUUAAGAAAAUAGUAUUAUUAAUCAUUAGUUCAAUUCCUUAUAGAAGAAGAAAGAACUUGAUCAUUAACAAGUAGUUAGAUUUGAUUAUGGUAUUCUUUAAAUGAAACAUUCGUACUUGUGUAAUUAUUAACGUUAAAUAUUCAAUUAAUAAUAUCAAAAUUCCAAGCUUAUCAACUCGUUAAUGCUUCUAUUUCAAAGAUUCAUGUCUAACAC
Messenger RNA from Schistosoma intercalatum, 1690 nucleotides. The record is from the annotation of a GenBank genome assembly. NCBI's taxonomy places the organism in Eukaryota, Metazoa, Platyhelminthes, Trematoda, Strigeidida, Schistosomatidae.